CGAACGAAGAGUCAUGAGAUAGUAUCUUUAAGAAGCAGAAUAAUGCAAGACCUUAUGCUCGCUGUUAUGAAACAGUCCCUGCUCGCUUGUCAUUAAUUUCUUGUUGAAUCUCACUUGAGUCCCCAGCCAUCUGCCAAACGACCACGUAAAUUCCUGUGGCUGGCGCCCUGUCCACCCUCGAGUCCGUCAACGCUUGCACUCCACCUUUCAUUCUAUUUCGAUUCCUUUGCACAACAAUCAAACAACCCGACAGCCUGCGUUCAAUUGUUUGGAAGGUUUCACAGAAAACCGAACCAUCCGACGCCUCAAACUUCCACGAACCGAACCCAUGGAGUCUUGAGAACUCAACCUUGACUUGAGUACCGCAGGCUCGAAUGCCGCAGUCCUAGCCUUCACCCCCGCGUGCGACAGGCAUCGACUACAGGAUACAACUCAGGCUGUUGAGCCCGUCGCUCCCGACCAACAUGGCGACAAAGUCCAGAGGACUGAAUGCUGCUCACACAGCCGGCAUCUUUGCCGACAUGACCCUCGACGGUCCAGACAUCGGUACCCUUGUGGCAGUCGUCGACCGAGCCAAAAACCUCCCGAACAGGAAAACAAUGGGUAAACAAGAUCCGUAUUGCGCCAUGCGUCUGGGAAAAGAGGCCAAAAAGACAAAUACCGACAGAAGAGGUGGACAAACACCGAAAUGGGAUCAAGAACUUCGAUUCCUCGUCCACGACUCCCCCGACUACUACAAACUCAAAUGCUCAAUCUUCAACGACGACAAGAAGACCGACAUGAUUGGUGAAGCCUGGAUAGAUCUGCGGGAAGUUAUCGUUCCUGGAGGAGGACAAAACGACCUGUGGCAUCAGUUGAACUUCAAAGGGAAAUAUGCUGGCGAUGUCCGGAUCGAGUUGACAUACUAUGACACAAGACCUCGGCCAGAGGUCUCUGAAAGAAUGAAGCAGAGAGAGAAAUCCCGCUCCAGUGUCGGUGACCCUACAAGCAACUCCCUAGGGUCGCGACAACUCGGACCCAGGGAGAUCAAAAGAAGACCUCUUCCUCCGGGACCAGGCGGCUACUCGGCGCCAGUGUCAGCAUCUUAUACACCCGAGCGUAUUCCUUCAGAGGAAUUCCGCGAGUUCUGGGACGAUCAGAUCCAGAUUCCGCCGCGACCACCGAAGCAACGAAUGCCGGAAACGCCAGAUGAUGUGGGUUACGGCCUGCCAACCCAUGACCUGCAUGAUAUCUAUGAUCUCUCACCUCCGCCAGAACUACCCUACGACCGGCGACGUCCCUCGUACGAUUCCUAUAACCAGCACGGAAGACAAUCCUCCCCACAUGACAGCUUCCUAUAUAAUGCCCCAGACCCAUACGAACAACGACCGCUGCCUCCAACACAAACACAGUCAUCCCCAGCAUACCUCCCCCAGGUUAAACAUGUGAAUGAAGCGCAACAGAUACCCAGUCCUCAUUCGCCCCAUGAUGCAGUCGACCAGACGCAGUACCAAUCCUCACCACCUCCCAGAACAACCCCUCAAGCGACCCCCCCUCGACCGGCACAGACACAGACUUGGCAAGGUCGGACCAGCACGUCGCCAACGAAACACGCAGUAUACAGAGAUAGUCCUCUCCGGCACUCUAUUAGCCAGCAUGAUAUGCUUCCACCAGCACAGAGCAUACCCGAUGCAAGAUUCGACGAGGAUGUUCCUCCUCCGCCACCCGCUCAUCGCGCUUCCAUUCCUCGGGCGCCUAUGCCGUCAGCGUCACCUAAUCAAAGUCCGUACGGGCUGGUGGCGCCACGCACGCCUGUGAAAUACGGCUCUAUAGAGGACAGGAGCCCUCUUCAAAGGCUCGAACGAGAAUAUGAUUCGUCUCAGCUAUCUUCGCCACCCUCUCAGAAUUUACAGCGUCAAUCUCCUUCCACGCAUUUUCACGAAAACCCCUUGUCCAGUCCGUCCGAAUUUGCGCAAAGUGGAGGACAAGCUCUUUAUAGCGCUUUUAGCGACAAUAUGGCACAAGCGACGCCUUCUUCUUCCAGGUUCACCAGGCAAUCUUUUGGCCAUGCACAAGCCGGAGCCGAGACUGCUCAAUGGCCGUAUGGAGGCUUACGAGAAGACUCUGGCCCUUCGCCAGGCUAUGCGCCACCACGAAGAGCACAAACCUUUGAUGACUACGGCUCCAGUGAGAGACAAAUACGCAACUCCGACCCAGUGAUUGUUCGACCACGAGCCAUCAGUCCCAAUCCCUCACACAGCAUACCGCGCAAAUCUGUAACUCCCAGCCCCAUCACGCCAGACAGUCAAAGACGUCUCAGUGAGAUCCCAUAUAGUCCAGAUUCGUACGACAUGCUGAACCCUGGGACGAGUCCUACGGGUGAACUUGGAUCUUAUGUUACGCCAGAAGCGGCCAAAGAGGCGUCUCGGCAGAGAGAGGUCGACAGACUACGGGAACAGGGUCCAAUCAUCGGCAACGAUGGUAGAGUCAUUGAUCCCUCCGAUCACUUGCCUGCAGACACAUGGGCGCCUGAGCCGGAGCGCAAGAACAGGAAGCCAGAACAUGUCAUCAAGAUUCGCACACGGGAAGAGGUUAGAAUGAAGCAUGGUGGAGGCUCUUCUCCAGUCUCUGCACGACCAAGCUCUAUGCCAAUCUCGCCCUACCAUGCCUCCUCCACCGUGGCAAUGUCUUCACCAUAUCAGGCUUCACCAUCUGUAAGCGCAAUGCCAUCAUCGCCGCAGGCAGACCCGGGAAGUGGGAGAAACAGGUUGAGAAAACCCAUGCCCAGUCGUCCGUUACCAGUACAACCAUACCCUCACGCUCAAACCAGUCCCGCCAUAAUGACAGCUCCUCAAGACGAUAUCCGACCAAGUCCAUCGAGUCAGCAGCGGUAUACCAUCGGUUCCCCUGCUGCUAGUGGGCCCCCACAACGCCAACCAUUGGCAGAGUACCAAUCGCCAGCCGUGGACGAUUACAUUCCGUAUAGGCAAACUUACCAGACGACACCAACCAAGCCACCGAUCCACACCCCAGGCUAUCCUGCAGAUCAUGGAUAUGGUGUCGAAAAUUCGCUCGCGCAUGAGUUGAGUACAAUCGACAUUGGCCCGUCGAGAGUGGGCAGGACGGCAGUGCGCCCGGCUCGUGGAUAUCCCGCGUAUUGAGACGGCGUUUUGUGAUAGUACAUGCAUUUUCCGGAGUUGGUGAGGCUGGCGUCUGGGCCCGAAAUAUGUUGUUAUAUGAUCCAUAGAAUGGUGCAUGCACGUAGCGCACUUGGAUGUACAUGAUUCGCAGGAUGCGACAGGGAGGGCGGCCCUCCAUGAAUAUAAUACUCGAAAGAGUUCAUUCACCAUCUUCAUCAUGUGCUUUUCUGAUUCUGAUAGGCCCUCUGACAUCUUCAAGCCCGUGUUCUGGUGGGAUCAAUUCUCCUCUCUGAAGGAUCUCUACUUCCCCAUUGCUACGAGCUUCAAACGCCAUCUCGCGCAGUUGAGGCAUCAAUUCGCGCCAACUGGAGACUCCGAGUUCA
Molecule: messenger RNA, 3502 nt
Organism: Exophiala viscosa
Lineage: Eukaryota; Fungi; Ascomycota; Eurotiomycetes; Chaetothyriales; Herpotrichiellaceae
Exons: 2
Coding region: 465-3140 (891 amino acids)
Source: RefSeq, a predicted model, not a curated record